Messenger RNA from Protobothrops mucrosquamatus (brown spotted pit viper), 1086 nucleotides. RefSeq names its product prostaglandin D2 receptor (gene PTGDR). Gene Ontology annotation, biological process: positive regulation of cytosolic calcium ion concentration; inflammatory response; G protein-coupled receptor signaling pathway. The record is from RefSeq and is a predicted model, not a curated record. Lineage: Eukaryota; Metazoa; Chordata; Lepidosauria; Squamata; Viperidae. The coding region runs from base 1 to 1086 and encodes 361 amino acids. The transcript is spliced from 3 exons. Gene Ontology annotation, cellular component: plasma membrane. Gene Ontology annotation, molecular function: prostaglandin D receptor activity.
AUGGCCACAGGCGACUACCGGUGCAACCGGACCCUGAGGCUCGAAGCAGGCCAGUCGGUGCUGCCCGGCUCGUUACUCUUCGCGGCGGGGCUGCUGGGCAACGUGUUGGCGUUGGGGCUGCUGUGGCAGCACCAUCUGAAGGCGAAGUUGCAGCGCGGCCAGGGGCGCCCGCGGGCGUCCGCCUUCUACCUUCUGGUGAGCACCCUGGCCGCCACCGACCUGCUGGGCAAGUGUCUGCUGAGCCCGAUCGUGCUGGCCGCCUAUGCUCACAAUCGCAGCCUCAUCGACCUCCACCCCGGGGAGGAAGCGAGCCGCUCCCCCGGCACGCUGUGUCAGCUGUUCGCGUUCCUCAUGGCUUUCUUCGGCUUGGCGUCCACCACGCUGCUGCUGGCCAUGGCCCUGGAGUGCUGGCUCUCGCUCGGCCAGCCUUACUUCUACGAACGCCACACCAGCCGGCGUUGGGGCGCGCUGUUCACCGGCACGGCGGCCGUCCUCUGCGCGCUCUUCUGCGCCCUGCCCUUCCUGGGCUUCGGCAGCAACGUUCAGUACUGUCCGGGCACGUGGUGCUUCAUUCGCAUGGCCGGCGGCGGAUGGCUCUAUUCGGUGCUCUACGCGACCCUGCUGGGCUUGCUGGUGCUGGCCGUGGGCCUGUGCAAUCUGGGCAGCAUGAGGAGCCUCUAUCGGAUGGCGCGUCGGCAGCCCCCGCGCAGGACCCACCUGAUUGACCCUCAGGGCGCAGCCGCCCCUGCCAGGCUCCCUUCCUCCGGGCGCACCGAGGAGCUGGGCCAGUUGGUCCUGCUGGCGCUCAUGACCGCCCUUUUCACCAUCUGCUCCCUGCCGCUGAUCAUCCGAGCUUACAUUGGAGCCUUUGCCCCUGAUGCCAAUGAGGCAGCUGAUCUUACAGCCCUCCGUUUUUUCUCUGUCAACUCCAUUGUGGAUCCCUGGGUCUUCAUCAUUUUUCGGACAUCCAUAUUUCGCAGUUUGCUCCAGCGGUUUUCUAGGAGGCUGAGUUUGAAGAAGGAUCUGCAUUUCCAGGAUCAGCUCUUGGGAACUUGGCAGAGGAAAGAAUCCAAUGACAUACGAUAA